CAGAAACUUCAUCUUUGCAAGGGACCAAAGCCAACCAGACUCCAACACCAUGGCUUGCUGUGUCGCCCGCUGCUGCAGUGUCCCCACAGGACCUGCCACCACCAUCUGCUCCUCAGACAAGUCCUGUCGCUGUGGAGUCUGCCUGCCCAGCACCUGCCCACACACCAUUUGGCAACUGGAGCCCACCUGCUGUGACAACUGUCCCCCACCCUGCCACAUCCCUCAGCCCUGUGUGCCCACCUGCUUCCUGCUCAACUCCUGCCAUCCCACCCCAGACCUGCUGACUGUCAACCUCACCACCUAUGUGCAGCCAGGCUGUGAGGACCCCUGCGUCCCAAGGUGCUGCUGACCUGUGCCUCCCUUGCUGGGCACCAGUCUUCGAAAGAGUCAACCUGGGAGCUCUAUGCUUACCCGACAAAACCUGCAAUUAGUUUAUUCUGAUUUAGAAGUUGGAAUUGAGUGACAUUGUCAUGACAACAACCUCUUCUGCCUCAACAAAAAGAAACCAGAGUCUGGUAAUGCUACGUUUACUAUGUGUGGUUCAGACUGUGGAUGCUUCAAGACAUCUGAAGAUGUUGACUCCUUCAUCCUAAUCUGUUCCUUUCUUUGGGUGUUUGGGGCUUCUGUUUUCAGUCUUGGGUGGUAUCUCUCUGCAAAUCAAGGAAUUUCCUCAUGAUCUUCCUAAUAAAUCUUGUGUCUAUGGCAUAGCAGAAAUGUCUAU
Molecule: messenger RNA, 721 nt
Organism: Grammomys surdaster
Lineage: Eukaryota; Metazoa; Chordata; Mammalia; Rodentia; Muridae
Product: keratin-associated protein 3-2
Exons: 2
Coding region: 50-349 (99 amino acids)
Cellular component (GO): keratin filament
Molecular function (GO): structural molecule activity
Source: RefSeq, a predicted model, not a curated record